AUGGGAAAACAAGAGCAACCUCGGAGAUUGGGAACUCUAAAUUGCAAAGAUGGUGUGAGAAGGAGAAUAGGAAUAAGAAGGGAUGCUAUAUUUGGAUUUGGGGCAUUAUGGGUGUUGUGUUGGUAUUAUGAGCUGGAAGAUUGGGAACACAUACUUGGUCCCGCCAUUUUCUUAGGGCUGUUAUUUCUUUUGCACAUGGAAGCUUUGGUCUGUGAGUCACUGUUCUUAACAAGAAGAGCUUCUACAAUGAGUUUGAGUGGUACUGUGAAUGAUGCAACUGCUACAAAUUUUCCUUGUGGCUGCUCUGAGACCUCAGGAUCAGGGUCUUUUUCUGGAUGUUCAUCUAACAACAGUUCCACUCAUUUUUGCAUCAAGUGUGACUUCAGCUAUGAUUCUGUACUCACUCUUGAAGGUGAAGACUCCGAGUGGAUCUCAAAUUCAAAGCCUUAUCAUGGAUUGUCAUCUGAGAAACCUUCAACUCCUCUAAACACCAAUGGAAUACACUGUGACAGAUCAGAAGAUAAUGUUUCAGUGGAGCAUCUUUUAGAAAUUGAGGACAUGCAAGAGUUUAGUGCUGAUGGACCACUUUUUUGGCCAUAUGAAGGGAAAUUCAGCUGGAAUUUUGAGGAACCCUGGAGCCCGUUUUGUAUCUCACCUAUGAGAGGACUUGUGUUUGGUUCUAGAUCAAUGGCACCAAGGAUAAAAGAAAGUAAUAAUAAAGGCCAUGGAAGUGUAUGCUGUGUAACAUCUGAACCUUAUAUGUCAUGUAAAAGUUCAGCAGAGAUUGCAGCAUCAGAGUUGAAUGAUGAGAAAGUUACAUUGAAGAGCACAAAAGAUGGCAACGAAAUGCUAUUUGGUGACAAGACUCUUAUUAAUGACCUUCUAUUGGGUAGAGAAGAAUUUUGUUUGGAUCAUGAGCCUGAGAUUCCAAUUGAGACAUUGGUGGGGCUGAAGGAAUUUGAUGGACAUGAAGGGCUUGAUUCAGAAUUUAAUGGUGAUGUGUUCAUGCUGGAGUAA
Sphenostylis stenocarpa is the source of this 1017-nucleotide messenger RNA. The record is from the annotation of a GenBank genome assembly. NCBI's taxonomy places the organism in Eukaryota, Viridiplantae, Streptophyta, Magnoliopsida, Fabales, Fabaceae.